Messenger RNA from Gavialis gangeticus (Gharial), 1957 nucleotides. RefSeq names its product acylglycerol kinase (gene AGK). Gene Ontology annotation, biological process: protein insertion into mitochondrial inner membrane; ceramide biosynthetic process. NCBI's taxonomy places the organism in Eukaryota, Metazoa, Chordata, Crocodylia, Gavialidae. The transcript is spliced from 15 exons. Gene Ontology annotation, cellular component: mitochondrion; TIM22 mitochondrial import inner membrane insertion complex. The record is from RefSeq and is a predicted model, not a curated record. The coding region runs from base 80 to 1351 and encodes 423 amino acids. Gene Ontology annotation, molecular function: ceramide kinase activity; ATP-dependent diacylglycerol kinase activity; acylglycerol kinase activity.
UCUUCCUCGCAGGGAUUAGGAGCAGCCCGUCUCCUGAUUCCUGCUGUACCCUGCGGAAGUGGCGCGGCCCGGCCCGAGUAUGGCCCGCGUGGUCGGGAUGUUUAAGACCCUCAGGACCCACUGGAAGAAAAGUACGGUGGGGGUCUGCCUGUGCGCCUGGGGAGGAAGCUGGGUGUACGGCAAGCACUGCGAUAACCUGCUAAGGAGAGCUGCAUGCCAAGAAGCCCAGGUGUUUGGCAAUGAGUCGAUUCCUUCCAACAUGGAAGUGAAGAAAGCAACAGUUUUUCUGAACCCAGCAGCUUGCAAAGGCAAAGCUAGGAACCUCUUUGAAAAGAAUGCCGCUCCAAUUUUACACUUAUCUGGCUUGGAUAUAACAAUAGUUAAGACAGAUUAUGAAGGACAAGCAAAGAAGCUGCUGGAACUGAUGGAGAACACAGACUUGAUUAUUAUUGCAGGAGGGGAUGGAACUGUCCAGGAGGUCAUAACUGGGCUCCUUCGCAGAGCAGAUGAGGCUGCCUUCAGUAAGAUUCCAAUUGGAUUCAUACCCCUUGGGAAGACCAGUACUCUGAGCCACACUCUCUACCCUGAAAGCACAAAUCAAGUCCAGCACAUCACAAAUGCUACACUUGCCAUUCUGAAGGGCGAGACAGUUCCACUUGACAUACUGCAGAUCAAGGGAGAAAAGGAACCUGUGUUUGCAGUGACUGGGCUAAGAUGGGGAUCUUAUCGAGACACAGGAGUUAAAGUUAGCAAAUACUGGUACCUUGGGCCUCUGAAAACCAAAGCAGCUCACCUUUUCAGUACACUCAAGAAAUGGCCUCAGAAGCAUCAAGCCUCUCUCAUGUAUUUGGGUCCAACUGAGAGACCUCCAGAAGAGUCGGAAGAGAAGCUGCCCAGAGCCCCUUUAUACGUGAGGAUUUACAGAAGACUUCUGCAAUACUGGUCACGUCCUGCAAAAGAAAUCCCCCAAGAGGCAGCUCAUGAGGCCUGGGAAGAAGUGAAGCUGUCCGCCGUUGAACUCUCCAUCACGACUCAGAACAGGCAGCUUGAUCUGAUGCGCACAGAAGACUUCAUGAAUAUUUGCAUUGAACCAGAUACAGUUAGCCAGGGAAACUUCAUAAACAGAGGAAGUCAAAAGAUGCGUGACCCCCAGAUGUGUCCUGAAGGAAGUCAGUGUCUCCAAGCCAGCAAAUGCAUCUUAAAGCUUCCGGAGGGCACAGAAGGCUUCUUCGGCAUAGACAGUGAGGAGUACGAAGCCAUACCUGUGGAGGUGAAGUUGUUACCUCGGAAACUCCGAUUCUUCUGCGACCCCCAAAGGAGGGAGCAGGUGCUGCAGGCAGCAGUCAAGUGAGGGACUUUCAGCCAAGUCAUCAAGUCUGGAGUCUCCUGAGUACCCUCCCCCAAAUAACUCAGCCUGAGUUACUUGGCACGUUUACAUGUCAGGUAUCGGCAGCUUUGGUGAGAGCUGCUAACUGACAAGUAACAAGGAAGAUAAAACUGCACAUUAGACUGAGAAACGCACAUCAACUCAGUGGCAUCUUUUUUUGUCUAAUGACAACAUUGUUCCAUUUAACAGCACUGCCGGCAGAUGCUAGUUAUACUGCCAGUCUCCAUUAAAGUGAAAUGGAAAAUGUAGUUGUCCCUGUUUGAGAGUGAUAAGCUAUCUUAUCUUGUUUAGAUCCAAAAAAUCUGGGCUCAAGGAAAUGCUAUGAACAUGACACUACUGCUGGGAUAGUAGGAGGGGAGUUUACAAAGUGCAGGUAUUGCCAUAGCAGAUAGGUGGUUCACUUUAGUCUAAAUUCCCAUCUUUUUGUCAGCAGUGUGCCUGUACUUGAGCCUUCCUGCAUCAGGAGGGAGGGCGAUAGUUCAGCUUAUGGUCUUAAGUGCAAGCACUGAUAUCCCUUGCAGUUUUAUUCUAGCUAAUGUUGUUUUAAGAUGCACAGUAAAACCCAUAUGU